AUGGCGGCGCCCGUAUCUACCGGUGUGACAGCCUCUGAAAACAUGACAGACUCCGCAAAUGGUCCCAUACAGAGCCCUGUGGACGGCCAAAAGCGACCACAGUUUGGUACUCGCUUUCUCACAGAUCCGCGUAAAGUCUUUCAACAUAAUGCCUGGGAUAAUGUGGAGUGGUCUAGAGAGCAGGAGGAGGCCGCACAGAUGAAAGUUCAGGAGAAUAGUGAGCCUCUCCCUCCAGAGAAACAAGUGGAGUUUGACAGCAGAGCUCACGAGUACUGGAACGACUUCUACGGUAUUCACGAGAACCGCUUCUUUAAGGACCGACACUGGCUUUUUACGGAAUUUCCUGAGCUAUCCCCUCGUUGGAAGACAGCCUGGCACUCCAAAGAGGGAGCAUGUUCAAGGGAGGAGCCUGCUCAGAGUGUACCAAACCUGGCAGUGAGUAGCGAAGAGGCCCCAGCAGCACAUACGGAAAAGGCAGAUUUCCCUGGCGUCUCAGCUUCCUAUCGCAUUCUGGAGGUAGGCUGUGGGGUGGGCAAUACAGUCUUCCCAAUUCUCAAGACCAACAAUGAUCCAGGACUUUUUGUCUACUGUUGUGAUUUUUCUAAUACAGCUAUCGACCUAGUCAAGUCUAAUCCGGAGUACGACUCAUCUCGCUGCCAUGCUUUUGUGCGUGACCUGAGUGAUGCCACAGCUGCGUAUCCCGUUCCUGAGCAGAGCCUUGAUGUCAUUGUCCUCAUAUUCGUCCUCUCCGCUCUGCACCCUGACAAGAUGCAGAGUUCUGUCAGUAGUCUGGCCCGUUUGCUUAAACCAGGUGGGGUCAUCUUGUUGCGGGAUUAUGGCCGCUAUGACAUGGCCCAGCUGCGCUUUAAAAAAGGAAGGUGCCUGUCUGAAAAUUUCUAUGUGAGAGGAGAUGGAACACGAGUCUAUUUUUUCACUCAAGAUGAGCUGCAUGAGCUGUUCAGUGGUGCAGGUCUGGAGAAGGUCCAGAACCUGGUUGACCGACGACUGCAGGUGAACAGAGGGAAGCAGCUGACCAUGUACAGGGUGUGGGUACAAUGCAAGUACCGGAAGACCCUCACACGACCUCAGGGAGAUGCAGCACACAACUGAAGCUAAUCACUGCCAGGACUUAAUGAGUCCAUGGAAACCAGCGGAACAUGGUGUGCAAACUGAGCAGUGAACAUGCAGGGGCAAAGACAUUGAAUACAGCGAAUAUCCCGGAGCAAGCAGAGGCAGUGACGGUAAAUACAGCAAACAUCCAGGAGCAAACGGAGGCAAUGACGAUGAAUACAGCGGACAUCCAGGAGCAAGCAGGGGAAAUGAAAAUGAAUACUGUGAAGGUGCCUAUGUGAUCUGUGGUGUGAGUGUCUGGCUGCUCAGGUUGCUAUGGCCACGUGGCUCUUUACAGCCAUGUAGCGUGUUCAGAGUAAUUGAGAUGAAGAAGUACAUAGAAGAAUGUUGAUGCAGGACUCUAAAUCCCAUCAUUCCUUGCUGCCUCCCAGCCACCAAGAACAUAUGGCAUUAUUGCUUGCUUUUCAAGCAUCUUAAUUUGUAUCUUAAUUUUUUAUUUUUUUUUUAAUAAAAAAAUGGCAUGUUUUUAUGAA
Molecule: messenger RNA, 1604 nt
Organism: Electrophorus electricus (electric eel)
Lineage: Eukaryota; Metazoa; Chordata; Actinopteri; Gymnotiformes; Gymnotidae
Gene: mettl2a
Product: methyltransferase 2A, methylcytidine
Molecular function (GO): tRNA (cytidine-N3)-methyltransferase activity
Source: RefSeq, a predicted model, not a curated record